ACUGGUUCAAGAAACUUAAAGGGUAUACUCUUGAGAAAGAUCGCGUCACUCAGUUAUACACAGUCUUGAGGCCAUACCCUAAGAAAGAUCACGCUGCACGGUCAUAUACGCCGUUGUGGUCUAUCGGAAAGAUCCACUGCAAGCCUCGUGUUGACAAAGCCAAUUGGAACGAAGAAAACACACACAUUUUCUGUGAAUUAUGUGUUGAGCAAAUAAGAGCAGGGAACUGUGUUAGUGGUACAAUGACAACAAGAGGUUACAACUUGAUAAAGGAAGAAUUCUUUGCUAAGACUGGCCUUAAACAUGACAUAAAACAGUUCAAGAAUAGAUGGACUCAGUGUAAGUCCAUGUAUUCUUUUUGGUUGUUUCUUAACAAUCAAAGUGGCCUGGGUAGAAGAGCUGACGGUGUAGUUAUAGCUUCAGAGUCCUUUUGGAAGACUCAUACUGAGAAGAGAACUAAGUGCAGGAAGUUUCAAUAUGGGAUUCCUACAUACAUGGAACACUUAGCAGAGAUGUUCCAUGGAAUCAUGUUUGAUGGAUCUAGUUCUUGUAUUCCUAGAAGUGACAAUAGACAAUCAGAAGAAGUGUAUGAAGAAGAAGGAGAUGAUAGAGAUGGUGAAGCAUUCCUAAACUCCACACCCACUAGUAGCAGCCGCAAAAGGGCCAGUAGUACAACAGACACAGCCACUAGUCCACCUAAAAAAGGAAAAAGUUCUAUGAUAAAGGUGUUAGAAGGAAUAAUUAAUGAAAUGCAAACAUCAAGGACUACAGAUACUGAAGUUUUCACCCAAAUUACAAAUACCCAGCAAAAUAGAAGUACACUACCCACAGAAGAUAUUGAAAGUUGUUUGAACUUGGCAGAAGCAAGUGGAGCUGAUAAAUCAUCAGAUGAAUACUUUGUGGCCACCAAGUUGUUUAGGGAUGACUACAACAGAGCUAUCUUCAACCGAUUUGAUACAACAAACCAAAGGUUCAUGUCGCUGCAGAGAUGGUGCAGGGAGUACUAUGGUUGACUAGGAGAUUAUGUCAUUUGAGAGUCUUUUAGUUUGUUGUGUGGACUUAUGUCAUUUGAGAGUCUUUUAGUCUGUUGUGUGGACUUAUGUCAUUUGAGAGUCUUUUAGUCUGUUGUGUGGACUUAUGUCAUUUGGGAGUCUUUUAGUCUGUUGUGUGGACUUAUGUCAUUUUAGAGUCUGUGUUGUUACUGCUUAAGUUUUAUGCCAAACUAUUUACAUAAUAUGUUUGCAUUGUUGUUGUGCUGAUGCUAGUAGAAUUAACAAGACUUGAUGUUAUUCACUUGUUUAUGUGAAGUAUAUUUUUCUCUUAUAAACUUAAUUGGUGUUUGUGUCACUGAAGGUUGCAGGAACUGGUCUGGUGCAACAAGCAGCCAUGCUUCUAAGAAUGAGAAACAAGAGGAGAAGAUACAUAGCAUGUGCAGCAGCUAUUAUUAGUAAGUUUCACUAUGAGACUUACAUGAACAAAGCCUCUUAUAGAAUUCCAUCUCAAUCUAGCUAUGCUUGGGUAAUGCAAACACUAGGAAAUAGAACUAGUUGCUAUAACAUGUUUACGAUGAGCAGGAAUGUGUUCGAUAAAUUGCAUAGUGUGCUUGUUGAAUCUUAUGGACUGACAAGCACUAGAAGAAUGACAUCAGUAGAGGCAUUGGGGCUAUUUUUAUGGAUCUGUGGUGCUCCUCAAUCACUUCGGUAGGCUAAAGAUAGAUUUUGUAGGUCACUAGAAACAUGUAGCAGAAAAUUUGACAAAGUUUUAAAUAGUGUAAACAAACUAGCAGCAGACAUCAUUAGGCCACUAUCCUGAGUUUACAUGUGUUCAUCCAAGGUUGCAAUCACCUAGAUUUAGCCCUUCCUUUGACAAUUGCAUUGGAGCUAUUGAUGGCACACAUAUCCUAGUUGUGGUUCCUACUACCAAAGUAGUUCAACAUACUGGAAGACAUGGGUACACUUCACAGAAUGUCAUGGCCGUUUGUGAUUUUGAUACGAGGUUUACUUUUGUUGUGGCUGGAUGGCUAGGAUCAGUUCAUGACAUGAGAGUUUUCAAAGAUGCAAUUGGAAAUAUGGAGAUAGGUUUCCACAUCCUCGAGAAGGGAAAUUCUAUCUUGUGGACUCGGGGUAUCCAAACCAAAUUUGCUAUCUUGCUCCAUACAAAGGUACAAAAUACCAUCUUCCUGAAUUUCGUCAAGGUCCAAUGCCAAGAGGUAGAAAAGAAAAUUUUAAUUAUGCACAUUCUUCACAUAGAAAUGUAAUUGAAAGGUCAUUUGGUGUCUUGAAAAUGAAAUGGAGGACUCUAUUAGAUCUCCCUAGAUAUCCUAUGGCAAAACAAAGUAGAAUAAUUAUGGGGUGUAUGGCACUUCACAAUUUCAUUAGGGAGAGUUUUUUGGGAGAUAAGGAUUUUGAGUUGUGUGACCAUGAUGAGAAUUAUGUGCCUGAAGUUGGUGAGUCAAGUACACAAGAACAAGAACAACUAGCAGGUUCAGUACAAGGAGAAGAAGAUCGGAAUAUGAAUCAAUUUCGUGAUUGGAUAGCAGAUGGCUUGUUCAAUAGACUGUAAUGAUUAUUGUGUGUAAUAAAUAUUAUAAAAAUGUACUGUUUUUUGCAUUUGGACAAGUAUUUUUGGACCGGUUGUGUGUAACAUUUUCAAUAGAUUAUAUUGUUUGCAGUGUUCAA
This is a messenger RNA of Zea mays, 2678 nucleotides long. RefSeq lists its product as uncharacterized. NCBI's taxonomy places the organism in Eukaryota, Viridiplantae, Streptophyta, Magnoliopsida, Poales, Poaceae. The transcript is spliced from 3 exons. The record is from RefSeq and is a predicted model, not a curated record. The coding region runs from base 243 to 1013 and encodes 256 amino acids.